This is a messenger RNA of Panonychus citri (citrus red mite), 1248 nucleotides long. Its product is annotated as dehydrogenase/reductase SDR family member 7B-like. NCBI's taxonomy places the organism in Eukaryota, Metazoa, Arthropoda, Arachnida, Trombidiformes, Tetranychidae. Gene Ontology annotation, cellular component: membrane. Bases 187 to 1101 code for a protein of 304 amino acids. The transcript is spliced from 4 exons. The record is from RefSeq and is a predicted model, not a curated record.
UCUCCUGAUGGCAAAUGAUAAACAAGAGAAAAUGAUAAUCUCUUGGAUCGCUUCCUUUUCUGUUUUAAAGCACCUUAAAUGGAGAUGAAAUGAUCGCCCAGUUAUUUGAUUUUACAUUUGUGUCUUUCCUUCAAUCGCGACAAUCAAGUUAAUUUCAAGUAAUCAACUAAAAGAAUUAACUAAAUCAUGUCAAUAUUCAAUCAACUACAUUGGCUUCUUCCGGUUUCAUCAUUUUCCUGGUUAAUUUAUGUUUUAACUCACAAAUUUGCCAAAUUGCGAUACAAGGAAAGUUUCAAAGGAAAAGUGAUCAUCAUCACUGGAGCUUCUUCAGGCCUUGGGGAAGCCUUAGCUAGAGUUUUCCACAGGUUUGGAGCUAAAUUGAUCAUUGCAGCUCGAAACGUUGAGAAAUUGACUGCGCUCAGAGAUGAACUGGUCGAAUUAUAUCCCGAGGGAUUCCGUCCAAUUCCGUUGAAAUUGGAUCUGACAAAGAUUCAAGAUAUUCGUCAAAUUGCCCAAUCAGCAAUUAGUAUACACGGAAAAGUCGACAUUCUAAUCAAUAAUGCUGGUAUAAGUUACAGAGGAACAAUAAUGUCCACCGAUUCUACUGUUUAUCAGAGCUUGAUGACUGUUAAUUACUUUGGACAAAUUGAAGUGAUCAAAGCAAUAACAGAGCAUUUUGUGAGUGUCGGUAAAGGGACAAUCGUCGGAGUCGGGAGUGUGCAAUCUCAGAUCAGUAUUCCCUACAGAUCGGCCUAUUCUGCUUCCAAACAUGCCUUCCAAGCCUUUAUCGAUUGCCUUCGAGCUGAAUUAUCUUCCGUCAGACCAGAGAUCAAUGUAAUUACCGUUAAUCCGGGCUACAUAAAGACCAACCUUUCAGUUAAUGCACUUUCGUCCGAUGGAUCUCUUUAUAAUAAAAUGGACGAAACAACCGCCUCGGGCAUGGAUCCGAAUGUCGUUGCCGAUGAAAUCGCACUGGCAAUUUAUCAACAAAGAAAAGAGUUAAUUAUGUCACCGUUAAGCCACAAAUUAGCCAUAAUAUUACGCUACAUGUUUCCGAGUUUAUUUUUCAUACUGAUGUCAAAAAGAGCAAAGAAACAAUAACAUUCAAAGAUAUUUAUUAACACGAAUUAUUAAUAUAUUAAUUAUUAGUAUUGGUCUGCUUUUUAAGUUGCAAUAUUUUAAAAAGUCAGCAAAUUCAAUAACUUCAAAUAAAACCAUGAAUAAGCAAUGAUAUAAAUUUAAAGACAA